This is a messenger RNA of Clonostachys byssicola, 1629 nucleotides long. Lineage: Eukaryota; Fungi; Ascomycota; Sordariomycetes; Hypocreales; Bionectriaceae. The record is from the annotation of a GenBank genome assembly.
AUGGAGUCUCUUUUGAUGCGCGACGACUCAUCGACGACACUACCCAGCGCUGGAUUCGGCAUAUCAGAUGAUUCUGUAGCACCCAUAACGGCAUCUGGGGGCCUGAUCUCUGAUAGCUGUGUCGAGAGUGUCUUUACCGGAGACGUGAGUAUGCGGAUGCAACCCGGUCACACCGAAGCUCGCACUGGGCUUCUCCAUACUUCACCACCUUUGGGCGGCUUCGCGGCUCCCUUGAAUGAUAAUCCCUCGGUACACAUUCCGGAAGAAAUAGUGAACAGAGACCAAUAUAGCAAGUAUCUCAUCCCCAACCUCGGGCCGUUUUCCAUGCCAUGUCUUCAAGAGCUUCCUCCAAAACCCAUGGCCUUGGAGAUGGUCAGAGAAACAUUCCAGAACUUCAACCCGAUAUUCCCUUUAUUUGACGAGGAAGAAUUUAUGAAUGAGUUCGACGAGAAGUAUUUGAGAUCGAGCCCAGAUGACCCUACCUGGUGGGCCUGUAUCAAUGUUGUGCUUAUACUGUCGCAUCGUUUUCGUGGCCGGCGCAGUUUAGAUCCAUCCUAUGACAACAUGCGGGCUUGUGGUUAUAUUCACAAUGCACUCAGUGUUGUUUCGCAGCUGAGCAUCACUUCUGGCAGCCUCUCUGCCGUCCAGGGCCUUGUCGGGAUAGCCAUCGUACUGCAAGGCACGCCGAACGCUGGCCCAUCCCUGGUCCUCAUAUCUGCAGCCAUACGAUUAGCACAAAGCAUGAACCUGCAUAGAGGCUACUUACCAAACGACAAUAUCAAUGAAAGGCAACGAGAACAGCAAAGGCGCGUGUUCUGGAUCGCCUACAUCUUUGACAAGGACAUAAGCCUCCGAAGGAGACAAGCACCUGCUCAAGACGACGAUGAAAUGGAUGUCCCGCUGCCGACGGGAACGGGUUCCCAGAACCUUCAACUCUCAAACGGCUGCUGUAGCCUAUCCAUACUGAAAUCCAGGAUCUCGCUGGCGGUUAUACAGGGGCAAAUCUACAAGAAGUUGUGUUCGAUUCAUGCCUCUCGGCAAUCUGCCUCGCAUAGGGCUGCCGCCGCCCAGGAACUCUGUUCGCUUUUGUCCUUCUGGAGGUCUGCAAUCGACGCCGAGCUGUUUGAUUUGCCUACAUCAUUUUGGAAAGAGCAAGGGGGCGAUUAUCUGAUGCAACGAUUUGUGCUGCGGUUCACAUAUGUUUAUUGCCUGACGUUGGUCGAGCCGCAUUUGCCUCCCACAGCACAACUCACACCUUGGGACUCUUAUGAAGUAGCAGCGAGCUCUCAAGGAACAUGUAUCUGGGAAUGCCGCAAGGCUUUGUCCUUCCUCGAAUUUGCUCCUCCAACGGGCUACGACUGUGUUUGGAUUCUUAUUCAUCCACUCUUUGCUGCGGCUUCCAGCGUUCUUGUACAUUUGUCCCAAAAUCCACUUUCACCGGAUGCACAAACCGACCUUGAGCUGGUCCAGCCACUCAUACGUCUUUUGGAGGCUCUGGCGGCGGACCAGAGACGGUGUUCUCGAUCUGAAGAGUCUCGCCGUUUAGAACGUCUCUGCAAAGAGCUUGAGGGUGAAGCGAGAAGGGUUGUUAAUCUUCUCCGUGGGGUGGGGGAUGUUACUACUGAGUGA